This is a messenger RNA of Topomyia yanbarensis, 852 nucleotides long. RefSeq lists its product as uncharacterized. Bases 1 to 852 code for a protein of 283 amino acids. The transcript has a single exon. Lineage: Eukaryota; Metazoa; Arthropoda; Insecta; Diptera; Culicidae. The record is from RefSeq and is a predicted model, not a curated record.
AUGCUAGGCACAAAUUGUCAACCACAAAUCGGAAGGUAUUCGACUAGCUUGGAAUUUCUAGGUCUUCCCAAAAUUACCAUCGAUCUGCCGUCGACUUCUGUUGAUACUUCGGCCUGGGAGAUUCCGCCGAGUAUACAGCUAGUUGAUCCGUCAUUCUGCAGCACCAACCCAAUCGAUCUCAUCUUGGGAGCAGAAAUUUUCUUCGACUUGUUCAAGGUCUCUGGUCGAAUUCCGCUUGGCGAUAACCUUCCGGUACUCGUGAACUCCGUUCUUGGCUGGGUAGUGUCGGGAAGGUCUUCUCAUGGUCAACCGAUUGCUCCAAUCAUCGCAAAUGUCGCCACCGUCAACGACGUGCACCGUCUAAUGGAAAGGUUUUGGUCCAUCGAGGAAGACAACGCCUCUCCGUGCUAUUCUGUCGAAGAAGCCGCCUGCGAGGAACACUUCCGUCGCACGGUAACCCGCAACACCGUAGGUCGAUACAUAGUUCGACUGCCACUGAAGCAGGAUGUGUUGUCUAGCCUGGUCGACAACCGUCGUACCGCUCUACGUCAUUUUCACCGGCUAGAAGGUCGUCUAGUCCGCAAUCCCAACCUGCAUCAACAGUAUCGAGUCUUUAUCGAGGAAUAUCACGCGCUAGGGCACAUGCAGCGCGUAACGGACUACGAAAAUCCUCCGACUUCAUGCUACCAUCUUCCGCAUCACGCUGUAGUGCGCGAAGAUAGCACGACGACCAAACUGAGGGUAGUUUUUGACGCGUCGUGCAAAACUCCCAACGGACCAUCGCUGAACGACGCGCUUCUGGUUGGACCAACCGUGCAAGAAGACCAGCGAUCAAUUAUAAUGCGAGCCUGA